Messenger RNA from Fundulus heteroclitus (mummichog), 2308 nucleotides. RefSeq names its product multiple inositol-polyphosphate phosphatase 1b (gene minpp1b). Gene Ontology annotation, molecular function: inositol phosphate phosphatase activity; acid phosphatase activity. Lineage: Eukaryota; Metazoa; Chordata; Actinopteri; Cyprinodontiformes; Fundulidae. The coding region runs from base 204 to 1613 and encodes 469 amino acids. The transcript is spliced from 7 exons. The record is from RefSeq and is a predicted model, not a curated record.
AGGCUUUACUAGAAUGGAAGCUGAGUUUGUUUUAGGCUAAGGCUCUGUCUCUGACUUCCUGGUACGGUUCGGUUCGGUUUGUUGUUGCUUUUUGAUCUGUCGAAAAAUGGAUCCGUAAAAACCUCCCAGAAGGUUCUGUUGCCAGAUCUGGGGUACUGCAGCCAGAGGUCAGAGAGGUUCGGUUCAGUUCCCCAGGAGCCGAGAUGUUCCAGCUCGGAACACACGGGUUCCUGCUGGCGACCCUCAGCCUGGUUCCGACCCGCGUAUUCUGUUCUUCCGCCGAAGUACCAGACGUCCCUAAUAUUGCCGCUUACUUCGGAACCAAGACCCGCUACGAGGAGGUGAAACCGAACCUUCUGCGGGACCCUUUAACCGUGAACACCUCUGUCCUCAGACCCCCGCCAGGUGAGUUCUGCUCCCCGGUCCACGUGACCGCCGUCAUCAGGCACGGCAGCCGGUACCCGACCGCCAAGAACAUCCGCAGGAUCCUCACACUCAGCCAGCUGGUCCAGAAAGAUGCUUCCAGAACCUCAGGAGGCUCCACCGGCUUGCUGCAGGAGCUCCGGGACCGCUGGGAGCCCUGGUACACCGAGGAUAUGGACGGCCAGCUGGUGAGGAAGGGCAGGGACGAUCUCCAGUUCCUGGCCCGGCGGCUGGCCACUCUCUUCCCGUCUCUGCUGUCGAAGGAAAACGUGACCAAGAGGAGAAUCCGCCUGGUUACCAGCUCCAAGCACCGCUGUGUGAGCAGCGUGGAGGCCUUCCAGGAGGGUCUGAAGCAGCACUGGGGUUGCCACGAUGACGCUCCGGGAUACAGCCACGCGGUGGACGACGAGCUGAUGCGCUUCUUCGAACGUUGCCGCGGUUAUGUGGAGGGCGUGGAGAACAACCGCACUGCCAUGCUGGAGGUGGAGAAGUUCAAACACGGCCAGGAGAUGGAGGCAGUGAGGAGGAGGAUGGCGGAGAAACUCGGCCUCUCUCGUCACCUGCUCACGCCAGACUUGGUGGAAGCAGCGUUCUUCAUCUGUUCCUACGAACUGUCCAUCAAAUCCAUUCACUCGCCGUGGUGCUCCCUGUUUGACGAGAGCGAUGCAAAGGUGUUGGAGUACAAGUCUGAUCUGAAGCAGUUCUGGAAGCGCUCUCACGGUCACGGGAUCACCAGUCUGUCCAGCUGCCCGCUCUUUCAUCACAUCUUCAGGACCCUGGACAAAGCAGGCCGUCCUCGCAGAUCCACGGAGGCAGCUCCAGAACCAGCCUCUAUCCUGGUGGGACAUGCUGAGACACUCCUCCCCCUCCUCUCUCUGCUUGGCCUGUACAAAGACCAGACUCUGCCCACCGCCAGCAACUACCACUCACAGCACGGAAGAAGUUUCCGGACCAGCCGCAUCGUUCCGUACGCUGCAAACCUGCUCUUUGUUCUCUACGACUGUCAGCGCGGCCCCCGGCUACAGAUGCUGCUCAACGAAACGCCGCUGCGCUUCCCGGGCCUCCAGGCUGAGGACGCGCCGCUCUACAGGGACGUCCGCGCAACAUACCGCCACCUGCUGGACGGAUGUGACUUCCACAGAGAGUGUGAGGGGAGAGUGGAGGGUCGGGGGCCCAACACAGAGCUUUGACCCACUACACCCCCACCAGUCCUGCUUGUUAUGGCCUUAUCUCACCUGCCGACGAGCCCCACACCCACUCAGGCAGCGUCCAAUCACAGACUGCCGCUGCAAAGCUGCUCCACAAGCUCUGAACUUUCUGGACGAAGCAUUUUAGAAAGUGAGCAGGGAGGUUGUUCCCUCUGCAGGGAGCCGUGACGCUCCCUGGAAUGUUUUCUGCAGUCUAUCCUUACAGGGUAUCCAGAUUUCCAACUGUUCUUCUUUCGUCCACAAUCCAGACACAAGAACGCAGCACUCCCUCACGGGUCAUCCAGAUAGCUGCCAGCUCAAUCCUAAGAGUUUCUGUCCUCCCAAAAUAUGGAGAAUCUGUGUAUUGCUUUACAGCUCAGCUGGCUGAGUGAAGAACGGUUUUCUAGAUAAAUGCGGGGAAUGUUGCCAGAAGGUCUUACUCUGAUUUUUCUUUCAGCUGACCCUUUAAUCUGGGAUUCCGUGGGAAGCUUUAAGUUAAUUUUAUGCUGAUUCGGGUUUUAUUUAACUUUUUUUUAUUAUUAUUUUGAAAUUCUGGUUGCAUGACUUUCUGCUCCACGUUUGGAGAAUCUCUUCUGGGUGAAAUGAUUGGUGUUUGUGCCAAAUAAGUUUUCAGGGUGCUUUUAGUUUGCCAAAUGUUUCAGAAUGAAAGCUUUAAUAAAGUGAGAUUUUCUGAUGAA